Nelumbo nucifera (sacred lotus) is the source of this 741-nucleotide messenger RNA. NCBI's taxonomy places the organism in Eukaryota, Viridiplantae, Streptophyta, Magnoliopsida, Proteales, Nelumbonaceae. The record is from RefSeq and is a predicted model, not a curated record.
AUGUCUGCUACUGCAUUAUCCCAAGAACUCAGUAAAACUGAGAAAUUGAAUGGCACCAAUUUUGCUCUUUGGAAACGUAGGAUUGGAAGGAUACUUGAUGAAGAAAAUGUUGAUUAUGUUUUAGAUAAAUCUAUUCCUACUAAACCUGUUGAUGAUGAUUCAUUGACUGUAAUUCGUGAAUAUCAAAAAUGGGAAAAAUAUAAUAGGAAUGUAAGAAAUUGUUUGUUAACUUUUAUGGAGCCUGACAUAGAAGUUGUGUUUGAAGAAUAUAAUAAUGCUAAAGAUAUGUUUGAAGCCAUUAAAGAAACAUAUGGAAAAAUAACUGAAACCUAUGUUCAAUUGUUAAUUGAAAAAUAUUAUGGCUGUGAAAUGAGAGAAGAGGAUUCUGUAAUAGAUCAUGUUAGUAAAAUGAAUAUGAUUGCCAAAGAGUUGGCAGUCACUAGGAACCCUAUUCCUGAGAAAAUUCAGGUCUCCACCAUUCUUAAUAGCCUCCCAUCUUCUUGGAAUUCUAUAGUAACAACUUUAAACCUAUCUGGAAGAGAAGUUAGCAUAAAAAACUUACCUACCUUAUUAGGAUUAGAGGUUGAGAGGAAGAGGAAGAAAUCCCAACCUUCAUCCUUAAUGGUUAUUACCAAACCAACUGAAACUUCCCAAGUGGCUGAAAAGCGAGGGCUCCUUCUCCUUCCCCUUCUUCAAACUCCGAUUCGUAUUUUUCAUAUAGAAAUCUCUGAUCAACGAUAG